AUGGCUUUUAAAGUAACUUUCAUAGUACAGUACAAGAGUGACGAGAGAAGAAGGAGCAGACGAAUCAGCUUUGACGGCACAAGCAGUUCCAACACCUCUUGGUUCGCAUCCAACAGGAUUAUCGAGAGCACGUUGCUUGACAAAUCAACAGCAGCCAACGUCUUUAGUAUCGACAGGCACCCAUCUAGGCACUUCUUCAUCAACAAAUAUUAUGGUGGCUGCCAAAACGAUUAUGGUUGGGUAGUAAUUGCGGACGAUCACGACACAAACUACGUGUGUCCGUGGGAAAACUCAACAUCUUAUCCAUUGAUAAUGUGUGCGACUGACUCUACAGCCAUCAACUGGAGUACAAACGAAACAAACAUUGCCACCAGCGUAAGGAUAUUACUACACGCCUCUCUUCUGAACAACUGAUGACGUUGGUAUUAUGACGGCAGAUACUCUAGAUCUGGUCAUCUUGCUCACACAAACCGUACGCGCUGACCUGACAGUUUUGUUUUAUUUGUUUCUGCUAGAGAAUUGUGUCAGAGACCCAUACCUUCAAACAUUCUAAAGA
Molecule: messenger RNA, 556 nt
Organism: Mizuhopecten yessoensis (Yesso scallop)
Lineage: Eukaryota; Metazoa; Mollusca; Bivalvia; Pectinida; Pectinidae
Exons: 4
Coding region: 1-414 (137 amino acids)
Source: RefSeq, a predicted model, not a curated record